Molecule: messenger RNA, 2002 nt
Organism: Fopius arisanus
Lineage: Eukaryota; Metazoa; Arthropoda; Insecta; Hymenoptera; Braconidae
Exons: 4
Coding region: 87-1637 (516 amino acids)
Biological process (GO): RNA polymerase II preinitiation complex assembly; transcription initiation at RNA polymerase II promoter
Cellular component (GO): SAGA complex; transcription factor TFIID complex; SLIK (SAGA-like) complex
Molecular function (GO): protein heterodimerization activity; transcription coactivator activity; RNA polymerase II general transcription initiation factor activity
Source: RefSeq, a predicted model, not a curated record
UAAGCCACUCGAGGCAUGAGCAUUCAACGUUGUCCUAGGGUUAGUUGACUAGAGAAUGAUAAUACUGUAAGAAAACCAGAAAAAAAAUGAAGGAAAUAGCGGCUCCACAGCAGUCGAGUCAUCCCCUGACGAAUCAUUUUGCGACGAAUAACGGAAAUUCCAGUGGAAACAGCGUGACAAAUGGUAACAAUCAAAAGAGAUACGCUGUCCUGAGCACCGAGUGGAUAUCAACAAUUGGUGAGGAAUUGGGAAUGCACCCACUACCUGAUUCUGUGCUGAAGAGACUAGCUGAAGAUGCCUCUUAUCGUCUACGGGAGGUUCUCCACAAGUGUGUGACAAGAAUGAGGCACAGCAGACGGCGACGACUCACAUCGACAGAUGUCAAUUCAGUGAUAACCAAUCUCUGUGAUGCUGAUCCAAUCCUCGGGAUUCCGGAUCAAAUGCCAAGUUAUCACUCUGAGGCUAAAGUAUUCGUUCCUCAUGAGAGCUUCAUCGAUCUCACCAGUAGAUCUGUCAAUCCUGUGAGCCUGUCACAACCUGGAGCUCCUUAUCUCCAGGAAACUGAGAUAUGCGAUGCCAAGUUGACUGAGGCCAGGCACAAUUACGCCAAGAGAGCACUCAAGACCAUUUUCAAUGGAUCGCAGAAGACUUUUCAAGUAUUGCUGAAUGACUGCUCUACUAAUCCACAACUCGGGGGCGAAGGGGUCAUUGAUACCUUGAUAUCCACAGCCAGGUCAACAGUCAUCUCGAAUAAUGCUCAGUACACUAGAGUUACAACGAGGACUUGUCAAUUGAUCAUUGCUAUUGCCUGCAACAGUGAAGCUGUUUAUCCUUAUCACUUGUCUUCGGUAGAAAAAUUGACGGAAUUGCUGCUGGAAUUACUGCUGGGCUCCAGCUUCAUAAAUCCUCAUGUUGAGUCGUUAUUCAAGACUUGUGCACUGAAAUUAAUGCUGAGAUGGCCUUCGGUGGCGGAUAAAUUCACUCCAAUGUUGGAGGAUGUUUUUGUGAAAGAGGACAGAGGGAUUGCAGCCACUGACAAGAAAAGACUGACUGCUAUGGAGCUGCUGGCUGGUGUCCAGCCUCUCACGUUCUUCCAGCAGGCACCUGGAGGUCUUCUCUCUUUAGAUAAUGUUGUUAAAAGGGCACCUGCUGGGUCAGCCCUUUGGGAACAAUUAGCCUUGUCUGUUUGUGCCUUCAUGAAGUCAAGACAGCAGGGUCUCGAUUUGUCACCCCUAAUCGAACAUUUUGGGGACUCAAUACUGCCUUAUCUCAAUAAAAAACAGGAUAAAAUUGAGAGCAAGGAAAAUUCAAUGCCUGUGGUUCUUCCAAUAAUAGUUAGGAGUAAAAUAAAAUAUGCGAGUAUUAGACAGUGUUUGAAGAGCAGUGGGGACAGACAAGUGACCUUUCCAGACUCGAUAUUACGAGGACCAAGAAGAGAAAUCAGGUUUGCCUUUGCUGGUGGUCGUCCAGUUCCCCCGAACAAUUUACGACGAGUGAGUUUACGUGCCAGUUACCAAAUACUCAGGAGUGAUGUGCGUGCCACGACUGCACUAGUCGCCUGCCGACGACUCCUGAUACUCAAGGAUAGAAAGAAAAAUUUCCGAGGUUCUUACAAUCUAGCUGAUGUUCACUUGUAAAAUUUGUCAUUUAAUUAUUUAUGUGUUUCAUCGAGUGUAAGUCUGAGGGACUAUUCGAGCCUCUGAGUUUCUCAGAAUAUUUCAUUGUGAGGACAUUAAUUCUUUGGGAAAAAAAUUAAAAACGAGAAAUUUGAUUGUAAAAUUUCAUAUCAUUCUCAAUAUUAUUAAUUCUUAAUUUAUUCAAUAAUUCAUGCAUAUUCACUCACAAUCGAGCCUUCCAGAGCUGAUAAUUAGGGUAUUCACAAUUCGGAUUGAUUUUUUCUUUACGAGUUUCUCAAUUAAUCUCAAUUAAUCUCCUCUGAUGGGAGGCAAUCUCAAAGACUCCUCGAUAUUCCAAAUCGAUGUAGAUAAAAUAAUUAGUACUA